AUGAGGUUACAGUGUCUUCUUCAAUACCAUACUCAAGCCGAUCAGCACACAGUGACAGAAACUACACAUGUAGAUUCUUCUGAAUCCACGACAACGGCUCCAGUUCCUUUGAACGCUACACAAACCUCUUCGGAUAACGUUACUUAUACAGUGGAGGAGGAUAAGGCAAUAAACGGAACAACUGAAGAGCCAACUGCAACCAGUAAAGCGAUCUGGAGCUUAGAACACACAACAACAACUCUUGCGAAUUUCACUGAAACAACUUAUUUGCCUAUCGAAUCAUCUCCAACAGCCACGCAAGAAUCUACAACCACUUCAGGAGUAUCCACAACAACGACCAUGCAGGAGAUCUCUGAAACAACUACAACGUCCGGUGAUCAAACCUCAACUACCACUCUUCCAACUUCCCACUUUAGUUCGUAUGUUACCUUAUCAACAACUGAAAGUACACACUCGCCCACAGAUGUCACUACUACGAAGGAACUCCCAGCGAAAGCCCUCCAGCAUUUUCGAAAACAACGUCAGAAACUGUGA
Messenger RNA from Ostertagia ostertagi, 534 nucleotides. NCBI's taxonomy places the organism in Eukaryota, Metazoa, Nematoda, Chromadorea, Rhabditida, Trichostrongylidae. The record is from the annotation of a GenBank genome assembly.